AUGCAGGCAUUUGUUGCAAUGAGUCAAUCAACCUGGGAACAUAAAUUGGACAUUUUCAGAGGGUGGGGAUGGUCUGAUGAGGACAUUAUGUUGGUGUUCAGAAAAUGCCCCAAUUUUAUGAAUGCCUCUGAACGCAAAAUAAUGAAUGCGAUGGAUUUUCUUGUGAACAAGAUUGGUUGGCAGUCCACAGAUAUUGCCUUGUGUCCAGACAUUUUCCUUAUGAGUUUGGAAAAGAGGGUAAUCCCAAGGUGUUUGGUUAUUAAAGUUCUGCAAUCGAAGGGGUUGGUGAAGAAAAAAUAUAACCUAAGUUCAUUUGUAAAACCUUUUGAGAAGCUAUUCUUGGAUAGGUUUAUGACAAAAUACUUGGACCAGGUUCCUGAAUUGAUGAAUAUCUAUCAAAGGAAGGAAGGGUUUCAGGCUCUUGAUAUGAAUAUUUAUGUUUGUUCCAGCAAACUGUAG
Molecule: messenger RNA, 459 nt
Organism: Pistacia vera
Lineage: Eukaryota; Viridiplantae; Streptophyta; Magnoliopsida; Sapindales; Anacardiaceae
Product: transcription termination factor MTERF15, mitochondrial-like
Exons: 1
Coding region: 1-459 (152 amino acids)
Biological process (GO): regulation of DNA-templated transcription; chloroplast organization
Cellular component (GO): chloroplast
Molecular function (GO): double-stranded DNA binding
Source: RefSeq, a predicted model, not a curated record